AUGAGUAUACCCAUUGCACCCAGAAGAAAGUAUCACUGCUCUCAGCCUGGAUGCAACAAAAGCUUCACUACCAGUGGUCAUUUAGCCAGACACAAUCGCAUUCAUACCGGAGAAAAGAAUUUCCACUGUCUUCAUCCUGGCUGUCCCAGCAGAUUCUCACGUCAAGAUAAUAUGAUGCAGCAUUAUCGUACACAUCUCUCUCAAAAGAUUCGCAGACAGCAACAACAACAAAAGAUGCUGAUCAAACAGGAACCUCAGCUUUACAACCAUUCCUUUUAUGAAGCAGAAAAUCUAGAGUCCUUCCAACCUCUUUACACUACCACGACGACGAGACAGAGAAGAAGUUUUACGAUGCCUAGUUUACCUUAUCCACCCAUGAUGAUGAUUACCGGUCACCGUACGCGUGCUUAUUCCACUUCAUCCUCUUGUUCUUCCUUGUCUGAAACAAACACCCUCUCUCCACCUACCUCUUCUUACUGCUAUGGUAACGAGCAUCAUCAACAACAACAGCAACAACAACAUCACCAUCAUCAUCAACAUCAGCCUAAACAGGAGCCGAAAUCCAGCCUUUAUCAUUUGGCCAACAUUGUCAGUACUUUCGGAUAA
Messenger RNA from Mucor mucedo, 606 nucleotides. RefSeq lists its product as uncharacterized. Gene Ontology annotation, biological process: regulation of transcription by RNA polymerase II. NCBI's taxonomy places the organism in Eukaryota, Fungi, Mucoromycota, Mucoromycetes, Mucorales, Mucoraceae. The record is from RefSeq and is a predicted model, not a curated record. The transcript has a single exon. Gene Ontology annotation, molecular function: DNA-binding transcription factor activity, RNA polymerase II-specific; RNA polymerase II cis-regulatory region sequence-specific DNA binding. Bases 1 to 606 code for a protein of 201 amino acids.